UCUUGGCUUUAUUCCCUGUUAUUUGGUGGUAAAUUUGGGGGUAAAUUUGGCCCCUAGACGUUCAUUGGUGGUGGAUAAGGGAGACCCUAUAAUUCCUUUCUGCUUCUCAUCCUGUCCCUCGCCUGCGCCUAUCAAAUGCUUUCUCUGGACAAUGCAGGAUGGCUGGCCCCAUACAUCGCCCCGUUUAUAGCUCUCUCCUAUCCAACCGGUACCCCACCAAACGUAGAUUCUUUCCCAGACGCUGCCUACUAUCAAACGGGGCCAAAAGAUUUCUGUUUGAUCAUAACAUGUAUUGCUAUAAUGGCCGUCGUUCGUGACGCGUUCAGGCUCGCUGCGUGCGAGCCCUUUGCGCGAUGGAAGUUGACGAGGGAUUACGAGGCGCGGUGGGCACGAACGACCAAUGGUGCUGUACACGCCAAGGCGAAUGGCAUCCCCAGUGGCAACGGUAAUGGUCAUUCCAUACCACGUUCGCGCAGGAGGGAUAUGCGAAAAAUUCAUCGAAGCGUGAUGCGAUUCGCGGAACAAGGAUAUCAGGCACUUUACUAUACGGUGAUGUGGUGUUUUGGUUUCUACGUUCACCUUAAACUGCCAACUACCGUCUCCAAUCCCACUGAGGUCUGGAUGGGUUAUCCUCACAUGCCCAUCGCUGGACCUUUGAAGGUCUACUAUCUAACCGAAACCGCUUUCUAUCUACAUCAAAUACUCAUCAUCAAUGCAGAGGCCAAGAGAAAAGAUCACUGGCAAAUGAUGGCCCACCACUUUAUCACCGUUUUUCUCAUGAGCACCAGCUAUUACUACAAUUUCACUCGUGUCGGUUGCUUGAUCAUGGUUCUGAUGGACUGGUGUGACGUUUUCCUCCCUAUGGCCAAAAUGCUCCGUUAUUUGGAAGUCGCACAAGUUGUUUGUGAUACAUUCUUUGCCUGGUUCAUGAUUUCAUGGUUUGUUACGCGCCACGUACUGUUCAAUUUUGUUAUCAAGUCUUCACUUUACGACCUUCCACGACUUGUGACGUUCCAAUGGCGCCCACACUCUGGACAUUUCAUGACCAGAGGAUCCUAUGUCAUGUUCAACGUGUGUCUGAUCACAUUGCAGAUAUUACAGAUGAUAUGGUUUGCGACCAUUUGCCGAGUAGCAUGGGGCGUGGUGUCGGGUAAAGGCGCCUCUGACAGUCGGAGUGACGACGAAGAUAAUGGUGACAUGGAGUCUGAAAAUGACAAGGACAAGUAGCCUUAGAUCAGAAUCAGUCUGUUGCAGGGCAACUUGGUUUUCCGUGCGCCAUCUUUUGCAACAGAGGAUGUUAUUUCCUCGCGUGAGAAGUCCUUGAGUAACUAUGAAUACAACUCAGAAAUAUGCGAAGUGAGGCCGGAUUCAACACGUAUUCGGGAAGCUU
Guyanagaster necrorhizus is the source of this 1390-nucleotide messenger RNA. Its product is annotated as longevity assurance proteins LAG1/LAC1. NCBI's taxonomy places the organism in Eukaryota, Fungi, Basidiomycota, Agaricomycetes, Agaricales, Physalacriaceae. The transcript has 6 exons. The record is from RefSeq and is a predicted model, not a curated record. Gene Ontology annotation, molecular function: sphingosine N-acyltransferase activity. Gene Ontology annotation, biological process: ceramide biosynthetic process. The coding region runs from base 136 to 1227 and encodes 363 amino acids. Gene Ontology annotation, cellular component: membrane.